This is a messenger RNA of Paramisgurnus dabryanus, 4195 nucleotides long. It is a transcript of the gene emsy, whose product is annotated as EMSY transcriptional repressor, BRCA2 interacting. The record is from RefSeq and is a predicted model, not a curated record. Gene Ontology annotation, cellular component: nucleoplasm. NCBI's taxonomy places the organism in Eukaryota, Metazoa, Chordata, Actinopteri, Cypriniformes, Cobitidae. Gene Ontology annotation, biological process: regulation of DNA-templated transcription.
UGAUUUAUAAAUCUAGACGCUGAUGUUUUGUUUCAUUGUAUUAUGUGGCUAUUUCGUCGGGCUUUUUUACGGACAGCUGUGUGUGUUGUUUGAUAAACAUGGCGGAGCUGAAGGACUGCACAGAAAUGAAGGAUCUCUUGAAGAUCAUUGGCUCUUAGAGAUACAAAGUGGUGAAAGUUUCAAGCAUCAGUAUUGCUUUGUCAGAUUUGAUGAUUCAGCAGGAAAAGCCGUUGACGGGCAGCAUGCCGGUGGUGUGGCCCGCGCUGCUCGAUCUCAGCAGGGACGAAUGCAAACGAAUCCUGCGCAAACUGGAGCUGGAAGCGUACGCUGGUGUGAUCAGUGCGCUGAGAGCUCAGGGAGAUCUGACUAAAGACAAGAAAGAGCUCCUCGGAGAACUCACCAGAGUCCUCAGUAUCUCAACAGAACGUCACCGAGCGGAGGUCCGCAGAGCUGUUAAUGAUGAACGGUUAACCACCAUCGCAUACCACAUGUCCGGGCCUAAUAGCUCGUCUGAAUGGUCUAUCGAGGGGCGUCGGUUGGUUCCUCUGAUGCCCAGGCUGGUUCCUCAGACAGCCUUCACUGUGACGGCUAAUGCGGUGGCCAAUGCUAGCGCGCACCAGAACGCCUCGCUGCUCCCACCCUCUGAAACCGGCAACAAAGAAGUGGUGGUUUGUUAUUCAUACACCAGUACCACCUCCACUCCCAGCAGCACCAGUGCACCAGCAGCUGUUAAAUCCCCUCGACCGGCCAGCCCCGCCUCCAACGUCGUAGUGCUACCCAGCGGAAGUACCGUCUACGUGAAAAGUGUGAGCUGCUCUGAUGAAGAUGAGAAACCUCGUAAGAGGCGGAGAACAAACUCGUCCAGCUCCUCCCCCGUGCUGUUGAAGGAGGUGCCUAAAGCGGCCGCGCCCAUUUCCAAAACCAUCACCGUUCCAGUGAGCGGCAGCCCGAAGAUGAGCAGCCUGAUGCAGAGCAUCGCCAACUCUCUCCCGCCGCACAUGUCACCUGUGAAGAUCACCUUCACCAAACCCUCCACCCAGACGACCAACACCACCACACAGAAGGUUAUUAUCGUGACGACGUCUCCAAGCUCCAACUUUGUGCCAAACAUCCUAUCAAAGUCACACAACUACGCAGCCAUGUCUAAACUGGUGUCGAGUGCCGCGCUCUCUGCAGCCGCUCAGAAACAGACCAUGGUGAUUUCGGCGAGCUCCAGCGCAGUGCCGGGACCCAGUCCUGUUGCCGUGACAACAAUGGUCUCGUCCUCCCCUUCGGUGGUGAUGUCUACGAUCGCGCAGGGUGGUUCAUCCGCCGCAGUGAAACUGGCCUCCAGCCGACUGCCGUCUCCUAAAGCUUUGGUCGGCUCUCCGUCUCAGAUUCUGCAGAUCCCAAAACAACAGCAGACAGCGGCUCAGUCUGUGUCUCCUAAAGCCCUGCAGGCGUCACCCGUCUCCUCGUCCCAGCAGAACACAGGUGUGAAGAUCAUCACGCAGCAGAUGCAGCCCAGUAAGAUCUUACCCAAACCCUCCAGUUCAGCGCUCCCCAGCAGUAGCUCCGCCCCCAUCAUGGUCGUCAGCAGCAAUGGAGCCAUAAUGACCACCAAACUCAUUUCAAAUCCCACCGGGAGUCCUGCUACGUACACGCGGCCGUCUGUCAAUCCUGCGGUCGCUGCUCGUGUGGGCACUUCACCUGCUGGAGCCACUUACGUCAAAACCACCAGUGGCAGCAUUAUAACCGUCGUGCCCAAAUCUCUGGCCUCGCUGGGGGGCAAAAUUCUCACCACCAGUAUGGUGUCUGGAACCACAACAAAGAUCACCACUAUUCCCAUGACAUCCAAACCCAAUGUGAUCGUGGUGCAGAAGACCACCGGCAAAGGAACCACAAUACAGGGGCUUCCAGGAAAAAACGUGGUCACAACGCUGUUAAACGCAGGGGUAAGAUCACCUGAUCUACUGAAACGACCCAAAGUGAAUGUAUUUCUCAUCAAACUGUUUGUGUUUCAGGGAGAGAAAGGCCUGCAGACGGUGCCCGGGGGGAAGCCGGCCAUCAUCACAGCUUCUAGGCCCAUCACUAAAAUGAUUGUGACGCAGCCCAAGAGUCUCGGUGCAGGCGUUCAGCCCUCUACCACCACCAAAAUCAUCCCGACCAAGAUUGUGUACGGUCAGCAGGGAAAAACGCAGGUUCUGAUCAAACCCAAGCCCAUGGCCUUUCAGACGACGGUGGUGAGUGAACAGACCCGGCAGCUGGUGAGCGAGACGCUACAGCAGGUCUCUCGCUGCACAGAAUCCAGCGCUGUCACGGGUCACAUCCAGGAGGUGAUGACGAAAGACGAUUCGCCCGCGUAUACGGAGGGCAGCCUAGCGUCUGAAAUAACUCACGAGUCUCAGCCUGUAGUUCAUGUUAUCACCUCCAGAGGUCAGGAUUGGACAGAACAGGAAGUUGCAGUGGAAGCGAGUCCCACCAUCAUUUACCAGGAUGUGACAGGAGAGUCUCAGUCGGCUACGUCUACCAUCAAAGCCCUGCUGGAGCUUCAACAGACCAGUGUGAAGGAGAAAGGUGACACCAAACCACGUCAGCACACGAUUGACCUGAGUCAGAUGGCAGUGCCCAUCCCUGUCCCUCCCGACAGAAGGCCGUCCCCCGAACCGUCCGGUCAGAGCACAGCAGAGUCUGCACCCAUCACUGAAUACAUGGGUAAAGUGAGUAAAGCUCUGAUUGGUGGAGAUGUUCCUGGAUCCAGCAGCCAGACUAAAACAGCAGUCUGUUCAUCAUCAGCAGUGCUAUCGUCAUCUAAGAGCAACAACCCAGCGCCCACAUCUGCACGCGUCACACAGCAGGUGGAGGCGUCUGAUCCGCAGAGUAAAGAGUUAGAGGAGCAGAUCGUGGUGGAGGAGGGACAGUUAGAGGGCGACACUUUGGAUCCUCAGACGGGUCUGUUCUACCGCUCCGCUCAGACUGUGAGCCAGGCUCCUCCUCAACUACAACAGCACCGUACGGCUCCGCCCACCCUCGGCAAACCCGCCCCUAGUCCGUCUGACACACCCACAUCCUCUAAGAGGGUGGAGCCUGCCACUCCCAGACCGUCUGUGCAGCGACCCGCCCCUUCUGACUCUCUGACGCCCUCGGCUGGCUCUCAGCCGUCGGUGCAGCUCGUGUCCUCGAACCCUCCUCACACUCCACAGCUGCCCAGACUCCAGCAGGCGCCCACCUCACACAACCGGCCCAAAACGCACACGCAGCUGUCGCAGCCUCCGCCCCUGCAGGCGCAUCACCCUGUGGGCUCCAGCAAGACACCCGGCUGCAGUCAGGUGCCAAUCAUCACUCAAGGUGCCACCGUCACCAAGAUCACGUUUGGAGGUCAUCAGUGUGCGCCUGCGUCCAGCAGCGGUGAGGUGUCUGUUAAACUCAAGCCCGAGUCCAGCACCAGCGUAGGAGCGGUGGCUAAAAGCUCCGUCUCUGACAUUCUGAAGAUCUCCAUGAUGGAGGCCGAGAUCGAUCCGAGCGUCGAGCCCAUGGUGGUGGACUCGUCGAGUGACUGCGGCCCGCUGACCAAAGCCCCGCCCUCAUCAUCGCUCAUCAGCAGCUCCAAACCGACACACGGACCUUUUAGCCACAUCAAGAGCACAGACGUGGACAUCAUACAGGUCAUUCCUCAGUUCUCCAUCAUGCCUGACUCGAGUCAAUCUAACGUGGUGGUGGAGCCCAGCGGCUUUCUGGAGAUCACCGAUUACACCAGCCAGCGUCUGGACGAGGAUUCGGCCAUGGAACAGGAAGUGGACAGCAGUAAUGACGAGGGGGCGGCGGCCAGCCCACCGGAGGCAGGCACCGACCAAUCGCAGUCAAGCAUCUGACAGAGACAGAUUUUGAUAAGUGCUGGAGGACCUGACAGAGACAUCCAGGCCGGGAUUGAGAAGUGAAUCUUAUGUUGGGAUAUUUUGUAUUUUCAUGAGCGUAUAGAGAAACAUUCAGCGGUGAACGACCAGUGCUUUGUGUUUUACAGCCAGACAUGAGAAACGGAUUUUCAAAAGGUGGAUUUCUACUUCAUUAGCGGUUUGAUGUGGAUCUUACGGAGUAAACCAGAGAUCAGAUAGUUUUGGUGUAAAUAACAUGAUGAAAUACAUCUCUUCUGCUCGUCCAGUCUCAUUUGUGAUGUAACGUUUAGCAUUUUAACUGUAUAAACUUUACUACAAAACUC